Molecule: messenger RNA, 1383 nt
Organism: Beauveria bassiana ARSEF 2860
Lineage: Eukaryota; Fungi; Ascomycota; Sordariomycetes; Hypocreales; Cordycipitaceae
Product: kinesin family protein
Exons: 1
Coding region: 1-1383 (460 amino acids)
Biological process (GO): microtubule-based movement
Cellular component (GO): centrosome; microtubule; spindle
Molecular function (GO): ATP hydrolysis activity; ATP binding; microtubule motor activity
Source: RefSeq, a predicted model, not a curated record
AUGAACGUCUUUGUCCGCUGGCGUCCCCUCAUCGGCGCCGAGACCGCCGCCGGCAGCGUCGAUCACCACACCACCACCACCACCACCACCACCACCACCGCUUCAUCACCCCUCCUCGCCGUCACCGUGCACCGCCGUCUCUCCCCCUCAGACAAGCCGUGGACGAGCGCUUCUGCCUUUGACGCCGUCUUUGACAGCACCGCCUCCAACGCCGCCGUUUUCGCCACCGUCGUGCUGCCCGCCGUGCCGCGCGUCCUCGCCGGCGGCUGCUGCAGCUUCUUUGCCUACGGGCACUCGGGCAGCGGCAAGACGCACACCGUCAUUGGCUACGACGAGGACAGAAAUAGCGACGGGGACGGUUCUGGAGCGGGACUGUGUUUGGCGGCAGCGCAGCAGCUCUUUGCGCAAAUCACCGCGCGAGGCGCUGUCGAGAACCAGAGCCCGUUGGCGAUUGGCCUGAGCGUGUUUGAGCUCCGUCAGAAAGCGGCGUUUGAUCUGCUCAACGACGGGACCAGGUGCCAUAUCCGCCAAGGGCCCGACGGCAAGGUGCACAUCCGCGGGGAGACGGAAACACACGCGGACGGCAGGGUUCGCGUGCAGCCGCUCGUGCAGCAGCCGUGCUGGACGUUUUCCGAGCUGCGCGAUGCGCUGCGUCGCGCGCUCUCGCGUCGCGCCGUCGGCACCUCGUCGGUCCACGACCAGAGCUCGCGCACGCACGCAGUUCUGGCGCUUGAGCUCGUCAACGCGGAGCUCGUCGCCGCGCGCGCCGCACUCGUCGACCGCCAGUCGGAGCUCGUCCCCGUGGGCAAGCGCGCCACCGAUAUUACCGUCGCGGAGCAGACCCGGGCCGUGCUGCGGUCUCCCGGGGGCACCUACCGCCCGCGUCCAGACUACGUCAUCAAUCAAGCCCUCAUCGACCAAGUCACGGCCGAAAAGGAGGCGUCUGAGAUGCGAGUCGCCGAGGCCGAGGCCGUCGUCGCAUCCGUGUACGAGCGGUACCGCGACGCCGGCUUGGGUGGCAAAAUGGUGUUUGUCGACUUGGCAGGCGCAGAGUACAACCAAGAUAACAACACCAUCAUCAUGUCAACGGCGACGGCCAAGCGCGCGCAGACGCCAACGGAAAAGCACGAGGCGCGGCAGAUCAAUACCGACCUGCUGGCGCUCAAAGAGGUGAUGCGGGCGUGGGCGAUGCGGUCGCCGCGGCGACGGGUGCCGUAUCGCGCGUCGCCGCUGACCAUGGUGCUGCGGGAGGCGUUUACGGACGAGGCGGCCGUGGCGGGCAUGGUGGUGACGGUGUCGCCGGCAAACACGCACCACGCGGCGACGCUCAACGCGCUCAAGUAUGGCAGCUUGAUGGGGUCGGCGGCAGCGGCGGCGCGGUAG